AUGGCGGACUCUCUGGAUAGACGAUCUCAUAAUGGCCCAUCGACGGACUCCAGUCAGACUGCGGCCGAAGUCAUCGGUUCUCAGCCAGAGAAUGCGAAAGAGAAUGACGGAUCACUGCACGAUGAGAGGUGCCUGCCUUCUCGCUCUUCGGCCAGCUCGAAUGUGAAUGCCCCUAAAGAGAUGCCUACUACGGAAGAGGAGCAUAACCCCUUGGAGCUGACGCCAUCCCAAAGCGAGAAAAUGGCAAGAAAGCAAGUGCUAGCAAUCAUGGGCGCGCUCUGUUUGGCGCUGUUUCUGGCGGCGUUGGAUAUGACCAUUAUCUCCACGGCUCUGCCCACGAUUGCCGCUCAAUUUCGUGCCAAUGAGACUUCGUAUACGUGGAUGGCCUCGUCGUAUCUCCUUGCCAAUGCCGCCUGUCUACCCCUAUGGGGAAAGAUAAGCGAUAUCUGGGGGCGCAAAAUUGUCAUCCUGAUCGCAAAUGUCUUGUUUCUGGUGGGCAGCUUGGUCAUCGCUCUGUCUAAUUCGCUUGCCCAGUUCUUGGUAGGUAGAGCGCUGCAAGGGAUAGGCGGCGGGGGAAUCAUUAUUCUUGCGCAGAUAUGCGUGAGUGAUUUGUUCAGUGCCAGAGAACGGCCGAUGUAUUAUGCCAUGUUUGGAGCUACUUGGGCAAUUGCUGGCUCGCUUGGGCCGGUAAUCGGCGGUGCCCUGACUCAGAAGGUCACCUGGCGAUGGUGCUUUUAUAUCAAUCUUCCUACCGGUGGAGUCUCGCUCCUAAUUCUACUCCUCUGGAUGAAUAUCGAAUCUCCCAAAACUCCGCUUCUCGCCGGCCUCAAGGCGAUUGACUGGCUUGGAACCAUUACAAUCAUAGGCGGUACUAUCAUGCUGCUCUUCGGGUUGGAAUUCGGAGGAAUCACGUAUCCUUGGGACUCCGCGACAACCCUCUGUUUGAUCAUCUUUGGUAUCGUCGUUCUGAUCCUCUUCUGGUUCGUGGAACGAAAAAUCGCCAAAUACCCGAUCAUGCCCACCGCGCUUUUCGAAUCUUGGAGCAACGUCUUCAUUCUCGGGGUCAAUUGGUCGCAAGCCAUGAACUUCAUCGCCGGGGCGUACUAUCUACCCAUCUACUUCCAGACCGUCCUCGGCGUCGGGCCUAUCCUCAGCGGCGUCUACGUCCUCCCGCAAGUCGUUGGCCUCUCCGUCGUCUCCAUCAUCUCCGCUGUCGUCAUCCGCAAAACAGGCCACUAUCUCUGGAUCAUCCGCGGGGCCACCGUCGUCACCGCGCUCGGAUACGGCCUGUUCAUCGACCUCAAACCGUACCCGUCCUGGCCGCGCAUCAUCAUCUACCAACUCAUCGCAGGCAUCGGCAUCGGGCCCAACUUCCAAGCGCCCCUCAUCGCGAUCCAAUCCGCCAUGAAACCAUCCGACGUCGCCUCCGCAACCUCCACAUUCGGAUUCAUGCGUCAACUAUCAACCUCCAUCUCCCUCGUCUUCGGCGGCGUCGUGUUCCAAAACGUCAUGAAGCAGUCGGCGCCCAAGAUCAGAGCCGCGCUGGGCCCGGAACUGGCACCCGCGUUCUUGGGCACCAUUGCCGGCUCGAAUAUCGAGAACCUGCACCGCCUCAACGACGAGCAGAAGCGCGUUGUGUUUACCGAGUACACGCACACGCUGAGUCGGCUGUGGAUCUUCUACACCAGCGUGGCGGUGCUGGGGUGCUUGUUUAGCCUGGGGAUCAAGAAGACGGAGUUGAGCAGGCAGCACGAGGUUACCAAGACGGGGCUGGCGGAGCAGGAGCGUGCCAGGCGGGAGAGGCUGGAGGAGCAAAAGGAGAAGAAGCGGUUGAAAGCUGAGAGGAGUAAUGGUGGGAAUGGGAAUGGGGAGGAGACGAAGCCGGAGGUCUGA
This is a messenger RNA of Uncinocarpus reesii 1704, 1893 nucleotides long. RefSeq lists its product as uncharacterized. The record is from RefSeq and is a predicted model, not a curated record. Lineage: Eukaryota; Fungi; Ascomycota; Eurotiomycetes; Onygenales; Onygenaceae. Gene Ontology annotation, molecular function: transmembrane transporter activity. The coding region runs from base 1 to 1893 and encodes 630 amino acids. The transcript is spliced from 5 exons. Gene Ontology annotation, biological process: transmembrane transport.